UCCCUGUCGCAGGCAGACGAUGAGCACUACAUCCCGCGAGCCGUGCUGCUGGACCUGGAGCCCCGAGUUAUCCACUCCAUCCUGAACUCCCCAUACGCCAACCUCUACAACCCAGAGAACAUCUACCUGUCUGAGCACGGAGGGGGAGCUGGGAACAACUGGGCCAGUGGCUUCUCACCGGGAGAAAAAAUCCACGAAGAUAUUUUUGAUAUAAUAGACAGAGAGGCUGAUGGGAGCGACAGUUUGGAAGGGUUCGUGCUUUGCCACUCGAUUGCCGGCGGGACGGGCUCCGGGCUGGGCUCGUACCUCCUGGAGAGACUGAAUGACAGGUAUCCCAAGAAGCUGGUGGAGACCUACUCAGUUUUCCCAAACCAGGACGAGAUGAGCGAUGUUGUGGUGCAGCCGUACAACUCUCUGCUGACGCUGAAGCGGCUGACUCAGAACGCCGACUGCGUGGUGGUCCUGGACAACACAGCCUUGAAUCGGAUUGCAACGGACCGGCUGCACAUUCAGAACCCGUCCUUCUCACAGAUCAACCAGCUGGUCUCCACCAUCAUGUCUGCCAGCACCACCACGCUCAGGUACCCCGGGUACAUGAACAACGACCUCAUCGGGCUGAUCGCCUCGCUGAUCCCCACCCCCCGGCUGCACUUCCUUAUGACCGGCUACACGCCGCUCACCACCGACCAGUCG
This is a messenger RNA of Merops nubicus (carmine bee-eater), 693 nucleotides long. Its product is annotated as tubulin gamma-2 chain. Gene Ontology annotation, biological process: cytoplasmic microtubule organization; meiotic spindle organization; microtubule nucleation. NCBI's taxonomy places the organism in Eukaryota, Metazoa, Chordata, Aves, Coraciiformes, Meropidae. Gene Ontology annotation, molecular function: GTP binding; structural constituent of cytoskeleton. The annotation marks the transcript as partial. The record is from RefSeq and is a predicted model, not a curated record. Gene Ontology annotation, cellular component: gamma-tubulin complex; spindle; centrosome. The transcript has 6 exons.